AGGGAGAGAGGGUUGGAGACAGGCAGCCACAACCCACCCGAAACACUGACCUUCUCUCCUUCUCCAUCUCCCUCCUCAUCACUGCAACUAAAUUAGGGUUUCUGCGGUCCAGAUAAAGAGAAACCCUAAUAAUCGCAGAGAAGAGAGAUGAGCAGUCAAGUGGGUGUGAGGCGGACCAGUCUCAGCCAAAGACGCGGCCCCUCCGCCGCGAUUAAGAAAUCUCCCCCUCCCGAGAAUGGAACCUCUAAUGGCACCACCAGCAAACCCUCCUCUCCUCCUCCCCUUUCGUCUGGUGGUGGGGAGAGGACGGUGAAGAAGCUACGGUUGUCGAAAGCCCUAACUAUUCCCGAGGGGACAACAGUAUCCGAUGCAUGUCGGAGGAUGGCGGCUCGCCGUGUGGAUGCUGUGCUCUUAACUGAUUCAAAUGCGUUGCUUUCCGGAAUUGUGACAGACAAGGACAUUUCCGCUAGAGUCAUUGCCGAGGGGUUGAGACCGGAGCAGACAAUUGUGUCAAAGAUCAUGACGCGGAAUCCUAUUUUUGUUAAUUCUGAUUCAUCUGCUCUUGAAGCUCUUCAGAAGAUGAUCCAAGGUAAAUUCAGACACCUCCCUGUUGUAGAGAGUGGUGAAGUUAUUGCCUUGUUAGAUAUCACAAAAUGUCUCUACGAUGCUAUAUCAAGAUUGGAGAAGGCAGCGGAGCAGGGGAGUGCCAUUGCUGCUGCAGUUGAAGGAGUUGAACGCCAGAUGGGAGGCAAUUUUUCUGCUCCAUAUGCUUUUCUAGAAACUAUGAGGGAUCGAAUGUUCAAGCCUUCCUUGUCAACCAUCAUUGGUGAAAAUACGAAGGUUGCUGUUGUUUCUCCAUCGGAUCCUGUCUAUGUUGCAGCAAAAAGGAUGCGGGAGUUUCGGGUUAAUUCAGUCAUAAUUAUAACGGGCAACAAGAUUCAGGGGAUACUAACUUCCAAGGAUAUCCUUAUGCGAGUUGUGGCGCAAAAUGUCUCUCCUGAGUUGACUCUGGUGGAAAAGGUAAUGACUCCAAACCCUGAGUGUGCCUCGUUAGAGACAACGAUCCUUGAUGCGCUGCAUAUAAUGCAUGAAGGGAAGUUCUUACCUCCUGUCUUAGACAGAGAUGGAUGCAUUGCUGCUUGCUUGGAUGUUCUGCAGAUAACUCAUGCGGCAGUGUCUAUGGUUGAAAGUAGCUCAGGAACGGUUAAUGAUAUGGCAAACACAAUGAUGCAAAAAUUCUGGGAUUCAGCACUUGCUUUGGAGCCACCUGAUGAUUGUGAUACUCAAAGUGAAUUGUCUACAGUGAUGGCUUCUGAUGGGGCUGAUGGAAAGUUUUCUUAUCCUUCUCUUGGUCUUGGAGAUUCAUUUGCCUUCAAAUUUGAAGAUCUUAGGGGUCGAGUGCAUCGAAUUAAUUGUGGCAUGGAAAAUUUAGAUGAGCUGGUAUCUGCUAUCAUGAAAAGAAUCCGUGUGGCUGAUGAUCAUGAUCAUCCUCACAUUUUGUUUGAAGAUGAAGAUGGUGAUAGAGUUCUACUUGCAACUGAUGAUGAUCUUAUUAGCGCAGUCAGCCAUGCUCGAGGAAUGGGACUGAAGGUUCUAAGGUUGCAUCUGGACUUCUCUGAUUCUAGCCACCGAAGUGUAUCAGGGUCAGGAACAACGACGACCCAAAGAAUGGGAUGGACGUCUUUGCACACCGGAGUUCUGGCAAGUGCUGCUGUGUUAACAGGCAUUGGGGUGCUGUUCUAUUUAAAGCGCACUAACCUGUAAUGCUUGUCCCGAUUGUGUAAAGAAAACAUACUAGGAUCGAUUAUAAAGGUACACAAGAGCCCACUUCGCCCUGCCAAACCUCAUUGGCAGAGGGCUCGGAACACCAGCAGCAGCAAGUGUUCUGUGACUGCACAAGGAUUAAAGGUAUGCAUAUUGUAGGUUAAACAAAAGAGCCGGAUGAAGGCGAUGACUGGAAAAUAGAUAUAUUUUUGUUUCAUGUAUUACCGUGGAAGGGCUCGCGCUUACUUGGCAAAUGAGAAUAUUGAGAAAAGAAAAUGGAGAAUUUGCUCCAAGCAAUCUGUAAAGCUCAUUCGAAUUAUAAUGCGGAAGGGAUUGCGUAGUUGCAAGUUUAA
Pyrus x bretschneideri (Chinese white pear) is the source of this 2117-nucleotide messenger RNA. Its product is annotated as CBS domain-containing protein CBSCBSPB3. Gene Ontology annotation, molecular function: protein binding. The record is from RefSeq and is a predicted model, not a curated record. NCBI's taxonomy places the organism in Eukaryota, Viridiplantae, Streptophyta, Magnoliopsida, Rosales, Rosaceae.